This is a messenger RNA of Pseudophryne corroboree (corroboree frog), 3125 nucleotides long. RefSeq names its product SET domain containing 3, actin N3(tau)-histidine methyltransferase (gene SETD3). Bases 367 to 2115 code for a protein of 582 amino acids. Lineage: Eukaryota; Metazoa; Chordata; Amphibia; Anura; Myobatrachidae. The record is from RefSeq and is a predicted model, not a curated record. The transcript has 14 exons. Gene Ontology annotation, molecular function: protein-lysine N-methyltransferase activity; protein binding; protein-L-histidine N-tele-methyltransferase activity. Gene Ontology annotation, biological process: actin modification; peptidyl-lysine monomethylation; peptidyl-lysine trimethylation.
GCCUACGCUGCUGCGCCGCAACCGAACCCGGCAGCACGAGAGCGCUGUCCCUGGCUGAGAGCCCGGCGCCUGGCUGAGUGGCAGCUCCGUCCGCCAGUCAGAGGCGAGCUUAGGCGGGUGACGCGCCAAUCGCAGACGCGUGCGGCUGAUUGACGUUGGGAGCUGGUGGCGGAGGGUUUGGUUGAGCCUGGCUCCUGCUCUCUCUCUCCAUCUCAGGCGUAGCCGGACGGUUUCUCUCCCCCGGGCGGCGGUGACGGGAAGAGAAGGCCCCCCCCAGAGUGAGAGGGCCGCGGGGGGAGGGGGGAAGCGGGAGUUCUUCUAGAUAUCAUCCCAAGAUUACCUUCAGAAAAUAAAAGACACGCAGAGAUGGGGAAGAAAAGCAGAGUGAAGACUCAGAAGUCAGGGGGCGGGGCCACAGCCGUCGUGUCCCCGAAAGAGAUGAUGAACCUGAUAAGUGAAUUAUUACAAAAGUGCAGUAACCCCAGCUCUACCCCAGGAAGAGAGUGGGAAGAGUACGUACAGAUUCGGACGCUCGUGGAAAGAAUACGCAAGAAACAGAAAGUAGGUUUAUCUAUCGUGUUUGAUGGGAAGAGAGAAGAUUAUUUCUCCGAGCUGAUUGAAUGGGCGAAUGAGAACGGAGCGUCCACGGAGGGUUUCGAGCUGUCUGAAUUUCCCGGUGAGGGCUUCGGGCUGAAAGCUACAAAGGAUAUCAAGGCUGAAGAGUUAUUCCUUUGGGUACCAAGAAAGUUAUUGAUGUCCGUCGAGUCUGCUAAGAACUCCGUAUUGGGAUCGCUUUACUCUCAAGACCGCAUUUUGCAAGCAAUGGGGAAUAUUACGCUGGCCUUCCACUUGCUGUGUGAAAGGGCAAAUCCCAAUUCCUUUUGGCUCCCGUACAUCAAGACGCUCCCCGGCAGCUACGACACGCCCCUUUAUUUCGAGGAGGAUGAAGUCCAGUAUCUCCAGUCUACCCAAGCCAUACACGAUGUGUUCAGUCAGUACAAGAACACUGCGCGGCAGUAUGCCUACUUCUACAAAGUCAUCCAGACCCAUCCGAACGCCAGCAAACUGCCCCUGAAGGACUCCUUCACUUUCGAUGACUACAGAUGGGCGGUGUCAUCGGUCAUGACGCGGCAAAAUCAGAUCCCCACCGAGGAUGGUUCUCGCGUAACUUUAGCGCUGAUCCCACUGUGGGACAUGUGUAACCACACCAAUGGCCUGAUAACUACGGGUUAUAAUUUAGAAGAUGACCGAUGUGAGUGUGUGGCGUUGCAGGAGUUUAAGGCUGGCGAGCAGAUUUACAUAUUUUAUGGGACUCGCUCAAAUGCCGAGUUUGUCAUCCACAACGGAUUCUUCUUUGAAAAUAACGCUCACGAUCGGGUGAAGAUUAAAUUGGGCGUCAGUAAAAGCGACCGGCUGUACGCCAUGAAGGCCGAAGUCUUGGCACGAGCCGGCAUCCCUACAUCCAGCGUGUUCGCGUUGCAUGUCACCGAGCCUCCAAUAUCUGCCCAGCUCCUGGCCUUCCUGAGAGUGUUCUGCAUGAGCGAGGAGGAGCUGAAGGAGCACCUAAUUGGAGAGAAUGCAAUCGAUAAGAUCUUCACCCUGGGGAACAGCGAGUUUCCGGUGAGCUGGGACAAUGAGAUCAAGCUGUGGACGUUUCUGGAGGCCAGAGCUUCGCUGUUGCUGAAGACGUACAGAACCACAGCGGAGGACGAUAAAAGGCUUUUGGAGCAAGGCGACCUGUCGCUUCAUACCGCAAUGGUCGUUAAACUGCGUAUGGUGGAGAAGAAAAUUUUGGAGAAAGCCGUAAAAAGCGCUUCUGACAACCGCAAGAUGUACAGCAAGCACCUGGAGGACGGCGAUCCGCUGCCGGAAUACGAGGAGAGCAACAUUUCCUUCCUGGAGAACACUGCAUCCGACACCAAACUUCCCCUCGUCCUGAGAAGCCUCGAGGACGACGAAACAGAGCCGGAGGCGCUAAACAUGCAGGAGGCGCUCACAAUCUCCGAGAUCACGGAGAAUGGCUACGUCAACGGAAAAGAGACUCUGUUAAACGGGACCAAUUCUGAAAGCCCGGAUGUCGCCGCAGAGGACGAUGGAACCAAAAACGUCAAAUAAUUUUCUUCUGGAACGCACCAAUGAGGAAAAAGUGCAAUUGUGGAAAAACUUUUGACUUUUAAAGAAGUUUUAAAAAGCGGAGGUUUGAGGCUGUGCAUUUGCAUCGCUGUGUUCGGUUCCUGACUUUUCUGCGCUUAGAACUGUUGCUGCUCUCUUUUUUUUUUUUUUUUUCAAAGUUGAGUUCACUUGUAUAGCGCAGGAAUAGACAGACAUGCCAGCUGAGCUGCGUACCGCGUCACUCGCGCCCGUUUGUAAAGAUAACGGAAAGUAUAGGAGCAUGGAGUUACCGGUACUCGCCUAAUCCUGGUGGUCAGUCGGCAUAACGUCUCCUUUCAUGCUUCAAAGCAGAAUUUCACUCUAAAAAAUAUAUAUAUAGAAAAUAUUUUUUUGCAAGAGAGCGUUCUAGUUUUGCCAUUUUUGUUCCAUUUACAUCUUAUAGAAAUAUAAUUUUUCAAGUUGCUGUUAAGUAAAAUAAAAAAAUAAAAACCACGGGUAGGAGGCAGAUUAUCAGAAAACGAGGCCCGAUGGGGGAUGGCGUCUGGUGUUUAGCGGAAAUAUUGUAUUUAUUAUGCCGUCAACCAGAGUUUACUUUGUUCCGUUUUGUGCUUUGAUAAGCCCCUCUCUUAAAAGGUUUGUGUAAGAAAUUAUGCCCCCCCCCCCCCCCCCCCUCAUAUUUGAAGGCGCGGUAAGUGACUGUGUUAGGUUAAGUUAAUAUAUAUGUGUGUAAAUAUAUAUUUUAAGACAUUCACAUUAACCAUACAGCUCACGCAGUCACUGGUAAUUCGGAGGUUUACGGGUCCACACACAGCUUUAAUAGGUUCAGUGUUGGAAGGCUGGGAUAUGUCAGAUUGACCUCCGAAACUACACGUAUUGAACAGUUUCCAAAAGGUUUCUUCCCGGCUCCUAGUUUUCACGGUAGCUGGAAAUUUUCAUUGCUACUUUUUUCCUCUUCUUUUUUUUUUUUUUUUAAGUUGUCAUUAAAAUAAAAGUGAACAAUUUAUAGCGUCUUA